GGAAGAGAAAGCCGUAUUUAGGGGCGGCUUGCUCCCCUUUUAUGUUAGUAGAGGGAAAUGGUAGGAAGAGGGAUACAUAUUGUAAAAUUUUGCAAAAUUGACAUUGUCGUUGGCUGGUUGAUGAUUGUGGGGGAUAUGCACACUUUAUUGUAGUGGUUUCCAUCCUGUAAUCGCAAGGGCGAGGGGAAGGUCGACAUUUCGGAUGAUUAUUGGCACUCCGAUGCUGUCAUGACGUUCUUGUGACGUGUGUCAAGAAAGACGGUUAUCAAGAAAGGUAUGCAUCGUAGACUCAUAUUGUAGAUACAGGGAUAGGUUGGUGAGAUUCUACUGUGAAUGAGAGAGGGUAAAAUGUAUUAAACUUGGACAUCAAUGGUUUUCAAAAAGAUAUAGAUAAGAAAAAUAUAGGGGUGGUCACGGCUUGCCAGGACGUCCCGGACUGGCACAUAGGGUGAUCUACCUCGGGCCCGAAGGGAAUCUAUUAGUUGGGACCUGGCAACACAGUACUCUGCGCACAGCCAAACAACAUGCUCGAUGUCGUGAUAGCCGUUCUCACAAACACAAUGAUUACUUUCAGCAAGCCCUAUACGACGGAGAUGCGCAUCAAAUGUGUAAUGGUUGGACAUGAGCCUUGACAUCGUACGAAUAAAGCCCCGGCUCACAUCCAAGCCCUUAAACCAAGCAUUUGUUGAUACGUUCGGGAUAAUGGAAUCUAGCCACCGUCCCAGACGCCCAUUGCUCCAUGAAGUUUGCCAACUAUCGAGCGUCAUCUGACGAGAGAUACAGAAAAGUUCGUUGAAGCAAAUUGGUCUUUCGUAAGUGUCGCCUUCUAAUGCGCCCACCUUGGCUAAAGUGUCCGUCUUCUCAUUGCCCACAAUAGAACAAUGUGACGGGACCCAAACCAAGGUAAUCUGGUAAGAUUUUUCAGAUAAAGCGUCUUUUCCCCAGGAAAUACGGUUAGUGCUUUCCAGGCUUCGCCGCACGGAUGCCCUCAAUGGAGCUGAGACUGUCCGAAACGAUGAAGUAAUGGUCUGCGGGCAGUGUGUCAAUGAUCCCGAGAGUAUACUGAAUGGCAGCUAACUCUGCGACGUGAAUUGAAGCAGGAUCAUUGAGUUUGAAUGAGGCAGCAAGAUUUUCGUUGAAGAUACCGAAUCCUGUGGACCCGUUGAGAAUUGAUCCAUCAGUGUAGAACAUUUUGCCGCAGUCGACUUUAUGGUAUUUAUUAUAGAAAAUAUUUGGGACCACUUGUGGGCGAAUGUGAUCCGGGAUUCCACAAAUCUCUUCCUUCAUGGAUGUGUCGGAAAAUACAGUUGGAUCAGAAGUAUCUAAGAGAUGAGCACGGUUAACGUUAUACGAAGAUGAAUUGAUGUUCUGUGUUAUGUAAUCGAAGUACAAGAACAUGAAUCAAGUCUGAGAAUUAAGCUCGACAAGAUUUUCGAAAUUUGCAAUCACUAAUAAAUUCAAAAUAUCGCAUCGAAUGAGCAAUCGAUACGAGAGGUCCCAAAUUAAAAAUCGAUUAGGGGAAGGACGCCCGCCAGCACUUCUAAACUCAUUGUCUGGGUCGAGUGCAUGCAACCCAAGGCAAUACGCAAACAGCGAUAUUGGAUUCUCUCUCCACCAUGUUCCGGUUAUUGUACGGAGAAAGUUGAUCCUUUGUUGGCACUUCUGUUUCAGAUACCUAAUGUGACAUCCCCAGGUACCUUUAGAGUCGAACCAGACCCCGAGAUAUUUGAAUGUUGAAGCCUGAGCAAUAGUUUUAUCCAUUACCUGAAGCUGUAGUUUCGCUGGUUCACGCUUCCUAGAAAAUAGCUCAGUUUUUUUCCGUGAAGAAUUCGAUACUCAGCUUAAUUGCCCAAGCAGACAAAUUGUCCAAGGUAUUCUGUAAUGAUCUUUGUAGAUCGACAGCUUUGGGUCCUGUAACGGAAACCACGCCAUCGUCUGCAAGUUGCCUUAACGUGCAGGAAAUGUCAAGACAUUCAUCAAUGUCAUUGACAUAGAAAUUGUGUAACAGGGGGCUUAGACAUGAGCUCUGGGGAAGGCCCAUGUAACUAAAUCGUGAUGUCGAAAAGUCACCAUGCGAAAAAUGCAUGUACUUUUCCGACAAGUUUAGUAAAAAGUUGUUUAAAGCAGUGCUGUGCAAUCUCACGAUGGUCUUUGACAUGUGACGGUAAAUAUGAAGUGACCGUAUCACCACAAAAAUGACCGUUAUUUCAUUUCCAUUAUUCUCGGAUCGUGUUUCAGUUAACUAUCUCUCACAGAAGCAGUGCGAGAGAGAACGCAUUGAAAUGAUAGACAGAUUGAGUACCAUUUAAUUUGUAUUGGUAUAGUAAACGAAAUAUUAUCAGUGUAUUGUAUUCAGGCAGCGGUGCGGUGCUUUGUUGCUUUUUUCUCCACCUUUCAGUUUCUUUUAUGCAUAGCUAUUUAUGUGAAACCGCCUGUUUGUUAAAUCUAGCUCGUUGUUUGUAAUAAGAUGACCGUCAUAACCGUAUUUAUAUUGCUAAUAAAAUGACGGUCUGUUUCCCUUCCUCUCAAUAAUAAUUCCAAUGAGUGAGAGAUUCAGAAGAGAACCGUUUGACUGUUGUCAAUUCAUUGGAAUGAGAACUCGUAACUCAAUAAGCAUCGCUUACUGUUUCAACUGCUAACCGUUUCAUUCUCUUUUAUCUAGCAGGUUUGCCAUCAGUACCGUGAUGGAGCUCAGCACUGGUUUAAAGUAGUUGAAAGACCAUGCUGGUGCAGCUUCUCUGAAAGAAUGUUGAUAGAAACUGAAUCAAAAGCCCACUUAAUAUCCAAGAACAUUGAUGCCAUCUGCUCUUUGCUAGUAUAGGCCAUUUCAAUUUUGGUUGAGAGCAACGCAAGACAAUCCCUUCGUCCCUUUGCCUUUGCGAAAGCCAAAUUGUGUAUCUGCCAGUAAGCCAUUUGUAUCGACCCAAUUGUCGAGGCGGGAUAGAAUAAUUUUCUCGAACAACUUCCGGAUACAGGACAGCAUUGCAAUCGGUCGAUACGAAUUGUGAUCAGAGACUGGUUUUCCUGGGUUUUUGGAUGGCGAUGACCUUCACUUGUCUCCAAUCGUGUGGAACAAUGUUACCCUCAACAAGUUUAAAUAAUUGUUACAAGUUGUUUAGUUUCGUCCGAGACUGUUUAGAUUUUCGCGUUUCGUAAUUUGUUUAUGUAUAUGUGUAGUUAGUGUCAAGAAAAUAAAUGUGAGAUCUAACGGUAAACAGCCCACCCAACACCCACACAGCACGUAGCCACAGAGAACAGACGUCCAUCUUCAGCAUUCAACUUGUGUAAAAUCUCUAACGGUUUCGAAGGUAGUUGGGAUAUCCAAACGAAGUGUGCUACUGUCGUCAUGUUCUUUUGUGACUGAGUUCGACUGAAUUGACAGUGGUUUUUCCUCUACCCAGUCAAUCUAGUCCGGAACCGGUUCGGACUUCCAGUAUGAAUUCCAGCUCAAAUGCAUCAACCGAUAGAGUCGGAAUCGGUUGUUUUCUUUAAGCAACAUUCCAUACUGAAUCCAUUCAGGAUUUCGAACCGGUUCCGGAAUGGAUUUGACGGAUAGUUUGGAUAGGUUGGUGUGGCGGCACUAGUGUUUAUCGUAGAUUAUUUCAAAUGUUCACACAAGUUUUUUAAAUAUGUCUGUUCUCUCCCACAUUACCACUUCAGAUGGCUAGCUAAUGGGAGGCGAGAUGCCCCACCUGCCAACACCAAUCGCCUGAAUACCUGCAGGCAAGUGACGGGCGAACGAAAUGCAAGCUCAGAUGCAACAUCCAGGCGGAGGGCUGCGUCCUGAAUGAUGAAUUUUAACCCGCCAUUCACCUGCCGUUCGCACGCCACCCGUUCGCCAGCACGUACGCUGGCGUAUGGCCCAGCAAGGGACAUCUCGCCACCCAAAAGAGUAUAAUUUAAUCAAAGUUGCCUGAAAUUCAAUAAACGUGCAAAUAGCUGAUUCCUUCAAAACAGAAACAUAAUGAUAUCAAAUUUUCAUUUUUUUUCUUCUCUUUGUUAUUGUCAAAAGAUAUUAGCAAGGGCUAUAGUGAAUAUUCAGCUAAAGCAGCCUGCCUUUAAUUUGGAACAAUUUCUAUCUUCCGGCCAAGGGAAGCCGGUAGUUUAUCAGAAUGUUCGUUUCAGAGCAGUCCCGGUGUUACUGGAUGACCAUACAUUUUAGUUUGCCUUUACUCAGAAGCAGGUUUACCACUACCGUUGCGAACAAUUCCGCAAACAAAAGUGUCCCGUCAAAGUGCUGGUCAACUAUACUUGGGCCGAACAUAUUCACGUAGAGUUCAGUUCGGCUUGACGAUUCACGCAGAUUUUUAAAGCUAGAGAUCCAGGGUACGAUACAUCAAACUCAUUAUAGUGAUUCAUUUUUCAACGACCAACUGUUGCUAACUCAGAAUUUAGAUCCACAAUUGAAAAUUAUUUUUUCGUGCAGCUUGCGCGAACCACAGAAAUGAAUAUCACAUUUAUCUAUCCAUGGAAAACAAAGCAAUAAACUUCGUGCUUAACUUUACUUAAUCGAUUUUCAAUGCCAGCAUCGAUGCAGAUUUAAGAAAACUGCUGCAGUUAUAGCUUCAGCUUCAAAAGAAACUAAAGUAAUAUCCUUAAUUUACAGAUGUCGACUUAAUCUAUUUUAUUUUGGGACCUCUCAGUAAUAUGCAACUUGUGAUCGGUGGCCACCUAUAUUAACGUUCGAAAAUCCGUGAGCGCAUCAUCAUGUGGAUGUGCUCUCAGAAACAAUAUGGUCCCUUCAAUAGGUGUAAAAGUCGUAUCAGCACACUACGAGAAGAUCCGGGUGCGGUGUACUCAUUUCGGAACGAACACAACCACUCGAGCAAAGCGGAUCCCAUCGAUGGAAAUACCAACAUUAUCAAGCCUCACACUUAAGCUGAAUGUUACCAAGAAAAGCUACUACUACAUUCACACAGCAGACGGAGAGUACGAAAUUUACGAUAAAACCUCGUUGAAGCUGGCAGAAAUUUCAUUUCGUUCCCCAUCAGCGAGUAGGAAGAGAUUGAACGGCUUGAGAAUACGGUUUCGAACAACGAAGAGAUCCGGCAAGAAUAUAUUAAUUUACUGAACCGAAAGAAACCUGAGGGUAUGUCAAUUGUGCAAUUACUACCCCUUAUUUUCUCGGACGAAGCAAUUUCAACGGUUCAAACACGCUUGGAAAGUGUAAGCCACCCUUGAAAGGAUACGAUAUCUUUUCCCACUGUUUUAUUGCGAAAAAAUCUCCCUGUGGGUACAUCCAUACAAUGUCAUCCAGAAGUUCCAUAUAUAGGAGGAUGCAACGUCAAAUUGAUAAUUUGGUUCGCAUGGAAGGAGAUGCAACCUAUUGUGAGAGACCCACUGACGAAAUAGAAGCUGCUGAUGUCUAUAUGCAUGAAGAAGUACGUUUGGUCAAUCAGUCGCUAAUCCACGAUGAAAACAACGAUCUUUUUUCUAACGAAUCAUUUGAAAAUGAUGAGGAAAUUAUCUCAAAUGUGCUGCAGCAAGCUGAUGUGAAUAUGGAUUUGAAUGAAAGUGAUGAUAAUGAUGAUACCGAAACAAGGGAUACGUUUGUAGAUAUAGCCAACAAACUUGCUUCCUGGUCUGUAACACAUCAUAUUUCGAAUUUCGCAAUGAAUGACCUCAUCGGAUGGCUUAAACAAAAUUAUUUUCCAGAGUUACCAAGAAAAAUUGAAACACUGAAAAGAGCAGCUUACUUACAUAACUAUGAAAUAAAAAAAAUGGGUGAAGGAAAAUACGUUCAUUUUGGUUUGAAAAAUAUGCUUGAAAUAUACAUGCAUCUAAACAACAUUCAACCAAACAAUUCUGAAAGUUUCGUCAUGUAUUUCGGCAUCGAUGGAGUUCCAAUUACCAAAAGCUCUCGGAGUGAGUUUUGGCCCAUUCUCUUGAAACUUAAAGGAUUUCAGCUUAUACUACCAGUUGGCGUAUAUCAUGGCUAUGGAAAACCGAGGGACGUUCAUCAAUAUCUGGAAAUGUUUGUUAGCGACUUGCACGAUGUACUGCAAAAUGGCAUUCCCGGGAAAACUGGUUUAUCGACAGUGAGCAUUGGAACGUUCGUAAUGGAUGCUCAAGCAAAGGCUUUCAUAAUGGAUAUAAAGGCACCUACGGGAACAUACGGUUGUCCUAAAUGCAAGGUAAGGGGCAAGAAAAUUGGGCCAAGGGUCGUUUUCUUGAACCUGCAUGCUCCUUUGAGAACAGAUGAAGAUUUUUUGGAAAUAACAGAUCCACAUCACCAUUCAUCGAGGCUGUCACCACUAGCCACAGUUGCAAAAUGUAUAUCAAACGUGUCCAUAGAUUACAUGCAUAAUGUGCUUCUUGGAGUAUUUAAAUAUAUUCUAUUGUUCUGGGUCGAUACCAAAAAUAAGCCGUAUUCGCUUUCAGAUCGACAGAAGCAUGAAAUAAAUAGACGGAUUUCACUUAUAAAAACGCAACUACCAUACGAAUUUUCAAGAAGGCCUCGACCAUUAGAAGAAAUAAAAAAAUACAAAGCAACGGAAUUUCGUUUGCUGUUGCUAUACACAGGUCCAUUACUAUUUAUGCAAGUUGUCGAGCACCGGUUCUAUGUUCAUUUCCUACUUUUACAUGCUGCUAUAAGAAUAUUAUGCCAUCCUACUGAUUGCAUAAAUAAAAAUGCCCUAGCUACUGACUAUUUAAACCGGUUCGUUGAAGACUACAAAAUGCUUUAUGGAACAGGAUAUGUCGUUUAUAAUAUACAUUUAUUAAGUCAUUUGGCACAAGAGUGCUUAAUUUAUAGAGAGCCAUUAGACAACUUUUCAGCCUUCCCGUUUGAAGAAUAUCUACACAAAAUAACGAAAAUGACGAAAAAAGCACCAUAUCCACUGGAACAACUAAAAAACCGUUUAAUGGAACAUAUACAUUUUAAUGAAAACUUGAUGGGGAAAAAAAUACUACUGCAAAAAAACUACCGGGAAAAAAUUUGUACGAAGAAAUAAUAACAGAAAAUGGUCGUAAAUAUAGUACUAAACGUAAUGAUAAAUAUAUUUUUGUCGAUAAAGAAUUGUACGCAAUUACUGGUAUAUUCAAAUUACGAGGAAAUUACAUGUUGCAUUGCUUGAAAAUGGGUCCAAACAUUCCGCUAUACAACCAACCGAUCAAUUCCAAACAAUUAGGAGUUGGUUGCAAUAGAGCAAAUACAACUAUAUUGGAAUUUUCAGAAAUUGACAUAAGAUUUUGUACUAAAGUAGCACGACUGAGUAUUGACGACUGUCAUUACUAUUUUGCAAUA
Topomyia yanbarensis is the source of this 7246-nucleotide messenger RNA. RefSeq lists its product as uncharacterized. The transcript is spliced from 5 exons. Lineage: Eukaryota; Metazoa; Arthropoda; Insecta; Diptera; Culicidae. The record is from RefSeq and is a predicted model, not a curated record. Bases 5247 to 6953 code for a protein of 568 amino acids.